Molecule: messenger RNA, 825 nt
Organism: Sordaria macrospora k-hell
Lineage: Eukaryota; Fungi; Ascomycota; Sordariomycetes; Sordariales; Sordariaceae
Source: RefSeq, a predicted model, not a curated record
AUGUCCUCAGCAGCAGCAGCCAAGCGCCUCGCCAAUAAGACCGUCGUCAUCACAGGCGCCUCGUCCGGCAUCGGCCGCAGCACCGCCUUCGAGUUUGCGCGGACCGCGCCCAACAACGGGCUCAAGCUGAUCUUGACGGCCCGCCGCGUCGAUGCCCUGGAGCAGAUUGCAAAGGAGAUCCGUGAAGAGGUCGGUGAGGGCGUGCAAGUGCUUCCCGUAAAGCUGGACGUGAGCCAGCCUGAGGAGGUUAGGGGUUUCGUGGGUAACCUGCCGGAGGAGUGGAGAGAUAUUAAUGUUUUGGUUAAUAAUGCUGGUCUCGUAAAAGGAGUCGCCCAAGCCCCAUCCAUCGCCGAAGCCGACAUCAACGUCAUGUUCGCCACCAACGUCACCGGCCUCAUUAACAUGACCCAAGCCAUCCUGCCCAUCUUUAAGGCCCGCGGAAACGAAGGUGGUUCGGGCGACAUCAUUAACAUCGGCUCCAUCGCCGGCCGCGAGCCGUACGCCGGAGGAUCCAUCUACUGCGCCACCAAGGCCGCCGUGCGCAGCUUCACCGAUGCCCUGCGCAAGGAGCUGAUCGCCACGCGCAUCCGCAUCAUGGAGAUUGAUCCCGGCCAGGUAGAGACCGAGUUCAGCGUGGUGAGGUUCUACGGCGACAAGAACAAGGCCGAUGCAGUCUACGCUGGCGUUGAUCCGUUGACGCCGGACGACAUUGCUGAGAUUGUGGUGUUUGUUGCGACAAGAAAGGAGAACGUUGUGGUUGCUGAUACGUUGGUUUUCCCUAGUCAUCAGGCUGGUGCUGGUGUUAUGCACCGCAAGUCGACAUAA